Molecule: messenger RNA, 3543 nt
Organism: Orycteropus afer afer
Lineage: Eukaryota; Metazoa; Chordata; Mammalia; Tubulidentata; Orycteropodidae
Source: RefSeq, a predicted model, not a curated record
GCGCUGCAACGCGCAGGGCGGAGAGGCAGAGCGCCGCGAGAGCACCAGCCGCCAGGUCGCCCUCCCGCAGCCCCGUGCCGCAGGAGAGAAAGCGCGCCCGGGUCCUGCUCUGCUCCCAGUCUUCACCCCGGCGCCCCCGACAGAGUCAGAGCUCCUCGCCUCAGCUGAGCGCCCUCCUCCUCCGGAGCACCCAUCACCCCUGCAGCCCCAAAAGUGCUCCAGACCCACGUCGGCGACCACCAUGGCGGAGACCAACAACGAGUGUAGCAUUAAGGUGCUCUGCCGAUUUCGGCCUCUCAACCAGGCCGAGAUUCUUCGGGGGGACAAGUUCAUCCCCAUUUUCCAAGGAGACGACAGCGUCAUUAUUGGGGGGAAGCCUUAUGUCUUUGAUCGUGUAUUUCCCCCAAACACGACUCAGGAGCAAGUUUAUCAUGCAUGUGCCAUGCAGAUUGUUAAAGAUGUUCUUGCUGGCUACAAUGGCACCAUUUUUGCUUAUGGACAGACUUCCUCAGGGAAAACUCAUACCAUGGAGGGAAAGCUGCACGACCCCCAGCUGAUGGGAAUCAUUCCUCGAAUUGCCCGAGACAUCUUCAACCACAUCUACUCCAUGGAUGAGAACCUUGAGUUCCACAUCAAGGUUUCUUACUUUGAGAUCUACCUGGACAAAAUUCGUGACCUUUUAGAUGUGACCAAGACAAAUCUGUCUGUGCAUGAGGACAAGAACCGGGUGCCAUUUGUCAAGGGUUGUACUGAACGCUUUGUGUCCAGCCCGGAGGAGAUUUUGGAUGUCAUUGACGAAGGGAAAUCGAAUCGCCAUGUGGCUGUCACCAACAUGAAUGAACACAGCUCUCGAAGCCACAGCAUAUUCCUCAUCAACAUCAAGCAGGAGAAUAUGGAGACCGAGCAGAAGCUCAGUGGGAAGCUGUAUUUAGUGGACCUGGCAGGAAGCGAGAAGGUCAGCAAGACUGGGGCAGAGGGAGCAGUGCUGGAUGAGGCAAAGAAUAUUAACAAGUCACUGUCAGCCCUUGGGAACGUGAUCUCUGCAUUGGCUGAAGGCACUAAAAGCUACGUUCCCUAUCGUGACAGCAAAAUGACACGGAUUCUCCAGGACUCUCUGGGAGGAAACUGCCGGACAACUAUGUUCAUCUGCUGCUCACCGUCCAGUUACAAUGAUGCAGAGACCAAGUCCACUCUGAUGUUUGGGCAGCGGGCAAAGACCAUUAAGAAUACCGCCUCAGUGAAUCUGGAGCUGACUGCCGAGCAGUGGAAGAAGAAGUAUGAGAAGGAGAAGGAGAAGACAAAGGCUCAGAAGGAGACGAUUGCAAAGCUGGAGGCUGAGCUGAGCCGGUGGCGCAGUGGAGAGAAUGUGCCUGAGACAGAGCGUCUGGCUGGGGAAGAUGCAGCCCUGGGAGUGGAGCUCUGUGAGGAGACACCUGUGAAUGACAACUCCUCCAUCGUGGUGCGCAUCGCCCCUGAGGAGAGGCAGAAGUACGAGGAGGAGAUCCGCCGCCUCUAUAAGCAACUUGACGACAAGGAUGAUGAGAUCAACCAGCAGAGCCAACUCAUAGAGAAGCUCAAGCAGCAAAUGCUGGACCAGGAAGAGCUGCUGGUGUCCACCAGAGGAGACAAUGAAAAGGUCCAGCGAGAGCUGAGUCACCUGCAGUCGGAGAACGACGCUGCUAAGGACGAGGUAAAGGAAGUGUUGCAGGCUCUGGAGGAGCUGGCUGUCAACUAUGACCAGAAGUCCCAGGAGGUGGAGGAGAAGAGCCAGCAGAACCAGCUGCUGGUGGAUGAGCUCUCUCAGAAGGUGGCUACCAUGCUGUCCCUGGAGUCUGAGUUGCAGCGGCUACAAGAGGUCAGUGGACACCAGCGAAAACGAAUUGCUGAGGUGCUGAAUGGGCUGAUGAAGGACCUGAGUGAGUUCAGUGUCAUCGUGGGCAAUGGAGAGAUUAAGCUGCCGGUGGAGAUCAGUGGGGCCAUUGAGGAGGAGUUUACCGUGGCCCGGCUCUACAUCAGCAAAAUCAAAUCCGAGGUCAAGUCUGUGGUCAAGCGCUGCCGGCAACUGGAGAACCUCCAAGUCGAAUGUCAUCGCAAGAUGGAAGUGACCGGGCGGGAGCUCUCAUCCUGCCAGCUCCUCAUCUCCCAGCAUGAGGCCAAGAUCCGCUCACUUACAGAGUACAUGCAGAGUGUGGAGCUAAAGAAGCGGCACCUGGAAGAGUCCUAUGACUCCUUGAGUGAUGAGCUGGCCAAGCUCCAGGCCCAGGAAACUGUGAAUGAAGUGGCCCUGAAGGACAAGGAGCCAGACACACAGGAUGCUGAUGAAGUGAAGAAGGCCCUGGAGCUGCAGAUGGAAAAUCACCGUGAGGCCCACCAUCGGCAGCUGGCCCGGCUCCGGGAUGAGAUCAAUGAGAAACAGAAGACCAUUGAUGAGCUCAAAGACCUGAAUCAGAAGCUCCAGUUAGAGCUAGAGAAACUCCAGGCUGACUACGAGAAGCUGAAGAAUGAAGAACACGAGAAGAGUGCCAAACUACAGGAGCUGACAUUUCUGUACGAGCGACACGAGCAGUCCAAGCAGGACCUCAAGGGCCUGGAGGAGACCGUUGCCCGUGAACUCCAGACCCUCCACAACCUUCGCAAGCUGUUCGUUCAAGACGUCACGACUCGAGUCAAGAAAAGUGCAGAAAUGGAGCCCGAGGACAGUGGGGGGGUUCACUCCCAAAAGCAGAAGAUUUCCUUUCUUGAGAACAACCUGGAACAGCUUACAAAGGUUCACAAACAACUGGUACGUGACAAUGCAGAUCUGCGUUGUGAGCUUCCUAAAUUGGAAAAACGACUUAGGGCUACGGCUGAGAGAGUUAAGGCCCUGGAGGGUGCACUGAAGGAGGCCAAGGAGGGCGCCAUGAAGGACAAGCGCCGGUACCAGCAGGAGGUGGACCGCAUUAAGGAGGCUGUUCGGUACAAGAGUUCGGGCAAGCGGGGCCAUUCUGCCCAAAUUGCCAAACCUGUUCGACCAGGCCACUACCCGGCAUCUUCACCCACCAACCCCUACGGCACCCGAAGCCCUGAGUGCAUCAGUUACACCAACAGCCUCUUCCAGAAUUAUCAGAAUUUGUACCUGCAGGCUGCACCUAGCUCCACCUCAGAUAUGUACUUUGCAAACUCCUGUGCCAGCAGUGGGGCCACAUCUUCUGGCGGCCCCUUGGUUUCCUACCAGAAGGCCAACAUGGACAACGGAAAUGCCACAGACAUCAAUGACAAUAGGAGUGACCUGCCCUGUGGCUAUGAGGCUGAGGACCAGGCCAAGCUUUUUCCUCUCCAUCAAGAGACAGCAGCCAGCUAAUCUCCCACACGACUGCUGCAUACCUGCACUUUCAGUUUCUAAGAGGGACUGAGGCCUCUUCUCUCAGCAUGCUGCAAACCUGUGGUCUCUGAUACUAACUCCCUACCCAACCCUUGUUGUUCAACUGUACUAUGUUUGAUGUCUUCUCUUACUUACUCUGUAUCUCUUUGUACUCUGUAUCUAUAGAUCAAAAGCUGCUGCUA